ACCUGUAUUAUUCUGGUUGUCUCCCAAAAAACCAGCUGCAGUGGUACCCUGGAUCCCGUCCUCGGUUGUCCAGGGCCGGCGCCGGCUCCCCCAAAUCUCCAGGCGCGAGCCGCGUCCCCCAAAUUGCCCUUCGCCGUCGCCUCCCCCUCCUCGCCACCUCCCUCGUGCCGUCGCCGCCUCCCCCUCCUCUCCACUUCCCUCUCGCCGUCGCCGCCUCCCCCUCCUCUCCACUUCCCUCUCGCCGUCGCCGCCUCCCCAAGUCCUCCACCCGCGCCGGCCCAGCAACGCCCCGCGUCGAUCCGCUCCAUCCACGGCCCAGCAACACCGUCCGCCGCGCCCGUCCCCGGCAACGACGCAGCACCCACCACGGCGGCGUCCCUGGAGAGCAACGGAUCGACCCAAUCGCCUCCGAAGAUGGAUGAUUUCUUUAUCGAUCUCAACAAUGAAGCACAGGGUGUUGGUGUUGGAGAAGUUUCUGAAUCUUCCAUGAGUGGUUCUGCUUCCAAGGUGGGGGCAACAAGGAACAAGCAGACCAACUUCUCGGCGUAUGAAGACAACAUGCUCUGCAAAUCGUGGCUGGAAAUUAGCUGUGAUCUUGUUGUAAACACCGGCCAGAGGAAGGAAGCCUUUUGGAUUCGUGUGCUCAAUAGAUACAAUUCCAAAUGCGGCAGCUAUCCGACGAGGACCCAAAAAUCCAUUAUGAGUCGUUGGGAUCACAUCAAGGCUGAAGUAAGCAAGUUCUCUGGAUACAUGGCUGAGAUGAUCCGUUCCAAUCCUAGUGGCAUGUCAGAUGCAGAUAAAUCAGUGGCUGCUGCUGCUGAUUUUGCUAGUGUGGAGAAGCACAAUUUCACUCUCAUGCACUGCUGAAAAAUCCUGAAGGAUGAGCCCAAAUGGAUGGAGCUCAAAAGGAAAGUGGACACCCCUCAAAAUAGUGGUUCCAGGGAAAACAUCCCCCCCCCCCCCCAGUGUGCAGCGAGACAUUUUCGAUCUUCACCCCGAAAAGUCCUCAUCAACUAGCACAUCAAGAAAACGUCCCAUGGGGAGGGACACAUCAAAACAGGCUAAGAAGAAAGCUGCUUCAGCGUCCUCUGAGUGCGUGUCCAAGAUGCAUGACCUAUCUGUUCAGAAGAUUGAGUUAUUCAAGGAAACAGAGGGUGAGCGCAAGGCCCGGCUCGAUGAAAUUGUUACUCUAGAGAAAGUGAAGGUAGAGAAAGCUCGCGAGUACCGCAAGAAGAUGCUGGACAUAGAGAGGGAAAGGUUGGCUCUGGAUAAGCAAAGGUUUCACAAGGAGGCUGAAAAGAAAGAGAAGAAAGAGGACGAGCGCAUUUUGGUCAUUAACCUUGAUCAAUGUCUACCGAUGCAACGCAUGUACUAUCAAGCGCUACAAGAAAUCAUUCAGAAGUUGAUGUCUCAACGUCGUGGACCAACUCAGUGAGGAAGUUGGUGGGAAAUCAUGUUGGUGUGCUGUGAAUAUGGGAUCUUCUAAAUAAAAUUGAAUAGUAUAUGCAGUGUAAUAAGAUUUGUAUCUUCAGGCUUGAACAAGAAACUGAAAUGUUGGUUGUAUUUGAUGACAAUAUCUGGAACUAUAUAUUGGACUGGUUCAGAUGAUGGAAUUAUAAUUUCUGUGAUCAACUGUAUUUUUAUCAACUUAUAUGCUUUUGGGCCAAACUUCACAAAUGUUGCAUUCUGUAUAUGCAGUGUAUA
Messenger RNA from Panicum virgatum (switchgrass), 1704 nucleotides. RefSeq lists its product as uncharacterized. The transcript is spliced from 2 exons. The coding region runs from base 415 to 867 and encodes 150 amino acids. Lineage: Eukaryota; Viridiplantae; Streptophyta; Magnoliopsida; Poales; Poaceae. The record is from RefSeq and is a predicted model, not a curated record.